Molecule: messenger RNA, 630 nt
Organism: Exophiala viscosa
Lineage: Eukaryota; Fungi; Ascomycota; Eurotiomycetes; Chaetothyriales; Herpotrichiellaceae
Exons: 2
Coding region: 1-630 (209 amino acids)
Molecular function (GO): oxidoreductase activity, acting on the CH-OH group of donors, NAD or NADP as acceptor
Source: RefSeq, a predicted model, not a curated record
AUGGUCUCUAAUAUCACAAUAGUGGUCGGCGCUAGCAGAGGCAUAGGUGUCGAACUUGCAAAGCACUUGGCUCAGACCCCAGGAACCCAUGUCGUGGCCACCAUGCACAAAGGCUUCAGCCUGGAACUGCCCAACGUCGAAGUCAUCCAGCUUGACCAAAGCAAAACAGAUUCUGUCCAUGCCGCAGCCAGAAAGGUCAAAGAAGCAGAUACACUCAUUGUGAAUGGAGCUAUCGGCGAGGACGAGCUUCUCACAGCGCAUCGAGUGGUCAACGCAUUUCUGCCUCCUCUUCGAGUAGGCAACACACGACGAAUCAUUUAUAUCUCUUCCACAGCGGCUUCUUUGACCAAGCAGGUCGGUGAGCCAUGGGGACUCCAUGGGCCAUAUGCCGAUAGCAAGACAGCUGGCAAUAUGUUGACCGUCCAAUACCACAAAGAGCUUCACGACGAUGGGUUCAAGGUGGUGUUCAUUCAUCCAGGUUGGGUCGCGACGGAUAUGGGCAAUCUCGCUGGCCCGGGGGCCAUGCCGGUGACGGAAUCGGUGCAGAAGAUCAUGGAGAUCGUAAAUGGCCUGAGCAGGACUGAUGGUGCCAAAUUCUUCGACAUGGAUGGAACAACUUUGCCAUGGUAA